AUGCAGCUCACCUACUUCAAGCAAGAGAAGCCCAACGGCCAGCAGACCGUGGCCCAGGAGGAAGCGCCCAAGUUUGAGCGCGUCGUCUGGCACAAGGACCCUGGCCUGCGGAAACUCUACUUCUACUGUGUCAUUCUUUCCAUCUCGUCUGCUGCCACAGGCUACGAUGGCAUGUUCUUCAACGGUGUCCAGAACUUCCAGUCCUGGAAGGACUUCUUCGGCAACCCAAAGGGCGCUGACCUCGGCCUUCUCGUCGCCCUGUACCAGAUCGGUUCCGUCAUCUCCAUCCCCAUGGUUCCCAUCAUCACCGACAACUGGGGCCGCAAGCUGUCCAUCGUCAUUGGCUUCAUCCUCAUGAUUGUCGGUGCUGUCAUGCAGGGUGCUUGCCAGAACUACGGCACCUUUGCCGGAGGCCGUGUUCUCCUCGGCUUCGGCAACUCGUUCUCCCAGAUCGCCUCGCCCAUGCUGCUGACGGAGAUUGCCCACCCCCAGCACCGCGCGCGUCUCACGACCGUCUACAACUGCCUGUGGAACCUGGGUGCCCUCAUUGUUGCCUGGACCACUUUUGGCACGGCCAACCUCAACAACGACUGGUCGUGGCGUAUCCCCGCCAUCCUGCAGGGUGCCCCCUCCUUGUUCCAGCUCUUCUUCCUGUGGUGGGUGCCCGAGUCGCCUCGUUUCCUCAUCGCCAAGGAGCGCGACGACGAGGCCCUCGCCAUUCUCGCCAAGUACCACGCCAACGGCAACGACCAGCACCCCACGGUUCAGUUUGAGUUCCGCGAGAUUCGUGACACGAUCCGCCUCGAGCAGGCCGCCAAUACGAGCACCAAAUACGUCGACUUCUUCAAGACCAAGGGUAACCGCUACCGUCUCAUCGUCAUCAUCGCCCUCGGUAUCUUCUCGCAGUGGUCCGGCAAUGCCAUCAUUUCCAACUACACCUCUCUCCUGUAUGGAAACGCUGGUAUCUCUGACGAGACGGCCCGCCUGGGUCUCAACGCCGGCAACACGAGCAUGUCCAUGAUUGUGUCCAUCAGCUUCGCCCUCAUGGUCGACAGGGUCGGCCGUCGUCCCAUCUUCCUGCUGGCCACCGGUGGCAUGUUCGGCACUCUCUGCGUAUGGACCCUCACCUGCGGCCUCUACGAGCAGCACCGCGCGCCCGGCGCCAACAUUGCCAUGAUCGUCUUCAUCUGGGUCUUCUCGUUCUUCUACGCGACGGCCUGGUCUGGUCUCCUCAUCGGUUACGCCGUCGAGAUUCUGCCCUACUCGCUGCGUGCCAAGGGUCUCAUGAUCCUCAACAUUGCCAUCCAGGUCGCCCUCUGCCUCAACAACCAGGCCAACCCCGUGGCCAUGGACCACUGGAAGGGCGAGGAGGGUACUGGCUACGGCGGCAACACGUGGAUCCUGUACCUCAUCUACGUCAUCUGGGUCUUCUUCGAGCUGUGCUUCGUCUUCUACAUGUUUGUCGAGACCCGCGGACCCACGCUCGAGGAGCUCGUCAAGGUCAUUGACGGCCCUGACGCCCAGGUCGCCGACAUAGACUUGGGCCACGUCGAGAAGGACACGGCCCUGGAGGCCGAGAAGCGCGAGGACGCCGGCGUCGAGCAGGUGCAGUACCACUCCAAGGUCUAG
Verticillium dahliae VdLs.17 is the source of this 1629-nucleotide messenger RNA. RefSeq names its product hexose transporter protein. Lineage: Eukaryota; Fungi; Ascomycota; Sordariomycetes; Glomerellales; Plectosphaerellaceae. The record is from RefSeq and is a predicted model, not a curated record. Gene Ontology annotation, cellular component: membrane. The transcript is spliced from 2 exons. Gene Ontology annotation, biological process: carbohydrate transport; transmembrane transport. Gene Ontology annotation, molecular function: carbohydrate:proton symporter activity. The coding region runs from base 1 to 1629 and encodes 542 amino acids.